AUGGCGGCAUCCGGGCUCGCGGUCGCCGCGGCCGCGGUGGCGGCGGUGCUGGCGGCGGCGGCGCUGCCGCUGCUCGCGGCCGGCGCGUACGCGGACUGCUACGACUUCUGCUUCAAGGACUGCAUCUCCAAGGACAAGUCCAUGAGGGACUACUGCAGCUACGCCUGCGACAAGACCUGCGCGCCCGACGGCCGCGCGCUCCGGCGCCCCGCGGCGGCCGCCGUCGGUGGCCUCGCCAUCGCAUGCCAGAUCGACUGCGUCAGGGGGUCCUGCCACGGCGCCCGUGCAGGCGGCAAGGACAUGGUGGCCUGCUACGGUCAGUGCUACGACAGGUGCAAGACUGGGCCCGGCCUGCCGAGACCUCUCCGCGCAGGCGCAGGUGUCGUCCGGCCGGCGGGGUUGCCCGGCAGCCCCUUCCACGAGAAGCAGGACGCCGUCGGGGCGGCGGCGUUGCCCGGCAGCCCCUUCCACGAGAAGCAGGACGCCGUCGGGCCGGCGGCGCUGCCGGAUGCAGACGAUGUCAGCCAUCAAGCAUGGGGCACCGUCCUCCCCUGA
Molecule: messenger RNA, 555 nt
Organism: Panicum hallii
Lineage: Eukaryota; Viridiplantae; Streptophyta; Magnoliopsida; Poales; Poaceae
Exons: 2
Coding region: 1-555 (184 amino acids)
Source: RefSeq, a predicted model, not a curated record